AUGAAUUUCAACCAAUUUGACUAUCUGCAGCAGGUUACAAAGCAGACGAUGACCGACUUUCCACCGCCGGGAACCACCAUCAAGACAAGGGGUUUCAGAGAAGUGUGCGAGGUUGAUGGCCGUACAUACUUCAGGAAGAGGGGUGCCCGGGAGUGGACUGAGGACACUUCUAAUCCAGAGGAGUUGAAACCACCUGUGGAAAAUCCCCAUCUCUAUCUCUAUCUCGUCCAAGAAGAACAGGCCCCCGGAGAGCCCAACUACUGGGCACUAUUUCUUGCCGACGAGAACGAGCCUGACUAUGGCUAUGUUUACCAAGUCACGGGUGAUGCAGAGGACAUGAAAUACGAUCCGUCGGCUGAAAAGAUCAAUGUCGUUGACGCUGGCCUCACUUCCAACGUCUAUACGCUGGCUGUUGUGUCUCAAGAACAGGCCAGGGCAGCGAGGCUGGUGAAACAAGCUGCCGAGGAGGUACUUCCUCCACAAGCGGAAAAUCGCAAGUCUGUUACGGAGAAUUGCCAGGGGUGGACAGUGCGUGUUAUUAAGAGGCUGGUUAAAGAGAAGAUUGUUAUGCCUCAAAAGCUUGAGUUGGCAAGGUCCUUGAUGCAGGGUGUUUGA
Molecule: messenger RNA, 615 nt
Organism: Penicillium expansum
Lineage: Eukaryota; Fungi; Ascomycota; Eurotiomycetes; Eurotiales; Aspergillaceae
Exons: 2
Coding region: 1-615 (204 amino acids)
Source: RefSeq, a predicted model, not a curated record